UGUUGAGUUCAAACAUAGCACACUAAGAACUGGUCUCUAUCUCACAGCUCAAACUAUCAUCGUAUAGAAAAUAGAAUAGAAUAGCCUAUCAAAGAUGAAUCUUAAAACCCUAUAAGGUAUUUAUGUGACCGUUUCUGAAUAAUUUGAAUACUCAUUGAUGUAAAUGGCAUUGACAUUUACAAUAUCGUGGUUCUGAUCCAGUUGGCACUUGCCAAUAAUCAGCCUUCAAAUUUUCAUAACCAACAAAAAUUAUUUGAUUCUAAUCACGCGUAGGUUUUAACCUUGAGUAAGUGGAAAUUAUCCAUUGAAUUGUCUUUAAAUAAAUAGCAAAAUUGGGAAUAAUAAUAUGACUCUGGCCAUAGACUCCAGUUCCAAGCCUGCACCAGCAGAGAAAGCCGCUGAACCCAAAAAGCUGAAACCUUGCUGUGCUUGUCCUGAAACGAAGAGGGUCAGGGAUGCAUGCAUCAUCGAAAAUGGAGAGGAGAACUGCAAAAGCUUGAUUGAAGCGCAUCGAGAAUGUAUGAAGAAAAUGGGAUUCAACAUAUAGUUCAUCACCUCCACAUAGUUCGAGUGGACUCAUCUUGUUAAUAAGCAUCUCGAUGAUAUGUUAAAACGUCCUUUUUUGUGUUGUAAAUUGUUAAUUGUUUGUCCUAUAAAUAUUACUGAUAUUGUUUGUGGCUUUGACAUUGAUUCAAGAGCGUACUUAAUGCAAUACAAUCAUCCGAAAUGUCUUAGAUAAGCCUGUUGUAUUUAUUAAUGUAGGAGUUUAGGGUUCAAUAAAAUAUGUGAAUAAAUUUAUGUUUCUUCUUAAGAA
Messenger RNA from Nilaparvata lugens (brown planthopper), 814 nucleotides. It is a transcript of the gene Cox17, whose product is annotated as cytochrome c oxidase copper chaperone. Gene Ontology annotation, molecular function: copper ion binding; copper chaperone activity. Gene Ontology annotation, biological process: mitochondrial respiratory chain complex IV assembly. The record is from RefSeq and is a predicted model, not a curated record. Bases 347 to 547 code for a protein of 66 amino acids. Gene Ontology annotation, cellular component: mitochondrial intermembrane space. The transcript is spliced from 2 exons. Lineage: Eukaryota; Metazoa; Arthropoda; Insecta; Hemiptera; Delphacidae.